Molecule: messenger RNA, 2979 nt
Organism: Candoia aspera
Lineage: Eukaryota; Metazoa; Chordata; Lepidosauria; Squamata; Candoiidae
Gene: TEKTIP1
Product: tektin bundle interacting protein 1
Exons: 4
Coding region: 383-982 (199 amino acids)
Source: RefSeq, a predicted model, not a curated record
UCCUUUCCCAGCUUCCCCACAAUCUCUUGCCACAUCACACCAAGCCCCAAACAGAUGUAUGAAUGCAGCCAAAGCAACUGCAAGUGACAUCAGGCUAGGGAGGGAGGGAGGAAGGGGGAGAGGACUCUGUCCCUUUCUCCCUUCUGUGAGAAUUGGGGACCUUUCUCUAAUCGGGAUCUUCUUUUUCCGCACCUUUCUUCACCCCUCCAGGCCUUUGGAGCCUAAUCUUUCAUUGUCUCCAUGUUGCUGCACCCGUUGCUAAGGAGAUGGUUGCCUGGAGGUGUGCAGGUCAAACAAUGACUGACUCAUCCUGCUCUUACCAAAGGGAAACACUCUCUCUUAGGCUGGCCUGGGCUGCAGCAGGGAACAUCACGGGCUUGCAAUGGAUUUCCGUGAACUGACGUACCGGGAUUUGGUAUUAAAUCGUCCGUAUGUCCCUCAAAGCACCUUAGAGACUGACUUCCCCACUCCGCUCUACAGCGAUGAGUACGUUUCUCUGAGGGGACCACGGAAUGCCCCCGUUGUAAGAGAGGCUGUCCGCUGGAAAUUCACUCCUAUGGGAUGGGAUGCCAUCCCUCAAACCUGGUAUACUGGUCUGACAAACAGCCAUAAUCGUGAUGCCUGGUACACCAUCACCAACCCUGUUGACCGAGAGCCCCACCAUCGCUGGCAGAGGUCCAAUGCCAAACAGGAGAAGACUCUACCACCUGCUUAUGCCCAGCGUUUGCGAGAGAGCAGCUGGUAUGAUCCAACCAUCCCUCCUCCAUAUUUGGAUCCUAACACACGAUGGGGUGCUUUUCUAUGGAAGGAUAAGAUUAUUCCUGGAAAAGAAUACGUCAUCAACCGCAAUCGCCGUGCUGAGGAGCUGAAGGGAAAACCAGGUUACGUGCCCCACCUUUCUCUCCACACCCCAGUCUUCACAGCAAAGGACUACCGCACCUGGAGGAUGUUCAGCCACCAGCCUUCGACCAACAACCAGUAAAGCUUCUUCCCGCUGCUUGCCGUGAUGUGAUAAUCCUCCUUCGUGGUGCAAGGUGGGGGACAGCAUCUCCUGUUUGGGCCCAGGGCCCAUGUCGUAGGCCCAGGGCCUUGGAGUGAUGUGUCGCGGCAGUGUGCCCCGCAGCCUGUACCAUAUUGAUGCGGCCGAUUUGUUGUGAUUGUGCUGUAAAAGGAGGGAGCUGAGAGCACUUCGCCCUUUUACCUAAUUGUUUGUUUUCUAAUGAAAUCGAUGGGCAGACAAUUCUUCAUGUACUUCUUUAUGCAAUGCAGAAAUAACCAGUGGAACUCUCUGCCAUCAGACGAUGGAUGACCCCUACUUCAGUGUUGUUGUUGUUGUUUUAAAAAAAGAGAGACAAACUAAUGAAGGAUGGUGCAAGCGGUAAAGGCAAAUGAUGUCUGAUGUGGUAUAAUUGUGGUUAGGAAAUGCCACAUAGCCUUUACAAGUAUCUCCCUUUUGAGUAAACUCUGGUGAGCAAGCCUGUGCAUAAAAUGAAUACGAGCUAGGAUAAUUAAGGAAUUUUUAAUGGGCUCCCCUUCACUGGUUGUAUUCAAAUGAUGGCUGGGGAGCCAUCAGUUGGGGAGACUUUAAUUAAUAUCCCUGCACUGAGUGUGGGCUGGCAGUUGGACUCUCUAGGAUGUCAACUCUAUAAUCCAGUGACUCUUGAGUCACCUAACUUUUAGCUCAGGGCUCAACAUACAAUGCCAAUAUUCCUGUAACUGAGUAUCUCCCUCCACACUAAUAUACAUAUAAAAUAGCCAAAAUCUCUGGAGUUUGUCAAAGCUCAUAAACUUUGUACAGAGAUCUCCUGAGAAUGCUGAAAUCUUGUGUUGUGUGACAGCUCAAAAUCUUACAACAUUUUGGUAUUCUUGCACAAGUUGUUCUUGGGAGGAGUGAAAACACUGAGUUCUGGGAAGGUGGGCAACCCAUUUUAAGAGUGCUUUGUGGGUCUUGCAUUUUGAGUGGAUUGAGGUAGGUUUUACAAGCUCUUCCAACCAAAUUGUGGCUCUUUUCACAUCUUACACCACCCAUUUCACCAACUGAAAACUCCUAACCUUCCCAAUGGGGAUAUUUUCCCAUUUUGGGGGGAGGGGGUUAGGAGGAAAAUGGUUUAAGGCACCAUUUAAAUUUGGGGGGGGUUUUUGGUCCCUUAAAACUUAACAAAGAAUCAUGAGGGCUGAAAAUCACUAGCAACAAACAUGAUACAACUGGGCUUGCAGUACAGUCACAAAGGAAACACUGGUCUGCUCUAAACAUUUUAAUGCCUGCUGGUUAAUAUUCCCCCCUUUCAAUCAUCUGACUUAGUUGACUUUCUGCAGCAAAUUUUCAGACAAGGGGUUGCAAUCCUGAUUAAAAUUAUGCCAAGGGCUGUUCUUUCCCAAGUGGGUGGAGCCAGGGUAAAAAAGGGCAAAAGAGGAAAUGGAUAAUAAUCUAUAUACUACUAAAACUCUCCUGUUUGUCUGUGUGUAACCUUUAACUGGGAGAAAUGGUGCAUCAUAGGAUAACACUUUUUGAACCAAGGUACCUCAAAUGGGCUAAAUUACAGAAUGCUUCCAAAAUCCAGGACCCAUGACUCCCGUGGAAUAGAAAUUUGGCAAAUUGUAUAAAACAUUUUAUGAGCAAAAAAUUAUCAUAAAACAUGACAUCAUACAAAAUGUCAUAAAACAAAAUGUCAGUUCCUGAUGUUUGACUGUGCUAUACAGUUCAGUAUGGGCUACAUAUUGAACAUGGGCUAUUUUCAAGGCAGAUACAUCUCUGAAUAUCUCCCUAAAAUUUUAAGAACUUUUCCAGUACAUAGAAGAUCUGCCAUUGUUGACGGCAUAGAGGAAUCUGGUAAGGAAAUAUCACUGAAAUGAUGACCCAAAGGGUCACGGGUUGUCUAGUUAACAUUAAAAUGAUUACUCCUUUUUCAUGAUCCUUAGUACAAGGUUAUAUGUAUACUUUGUAUAUACUUCCACUUGAUCUAUACCAGUGUUUUUCAA